UCCUUCUCCAUCUUAUACCUUCCUAAACCCGCAUACACGUCGCAUAGACUUCUCCCGGUGCAUUAACCGGUUCCAGCGCCAGCAACAGCAUCGUAGGCUGUUCCGCUACGCCUCUUGCAUCUCUAUCUCUCCAGUUGAGCCUGCAUGUAUAAGCCUAGCAAUACGCCAUAGACUGUAGAGUGAAAGGCAGAGUUGAGAUCCUCGAUGAUCUACUAUCUUGAUGCAUUGUAAUUUGUAAUGCUCGAUCCCUGGUUAAUAAUUGUGUAGAAAUUAGUUAAGAAUUAUAUUUUUUUAAAAGAAAAAUAAAAAUAAAUAAAUAAUAAACAAGAACGGAGAGAAUAUAGAUCUCAUCAAUAUCUUUAGAUUUGUAAAAUCCAGAUAUUAUGUAGUAAAACAAAAAAGAAAGUAAAAUAUUGAUUUUUGGAGAUUUAUAUGUGAACAAAUCGGUUGGAAACCCUAGUUAAGAUAACUUAUCAUUAAAGAGUAGUCUAUAUGAAAAAAUAGUGUGACUCACACAAACUAAUGGCGAAUAAGGAGAAGCUUCCAUGGGAUAUGGUGGAAGAGAUCCUAUCUCGUGUCCCUCCUACUUCUCUUGUCCGAUUCAGAACCGUUUGCAAACGAUGGAACGCUCUCUUCAACGACAAGACGUUCAUCAACAACCACAAGAUGACGUUUCAAUUUAUUUUAACAACUACAUCCAAGAUUUAUUCGGUAAGCGUCAAACCCAAGGUAGAGGUGCGUGAGUUAACCUUAAAUACUCCCGGUUUAAAAGCUCAAAUACCUGAAUUCUUGGUUGAUACCAGUGGAUUCUUGCUUUGUGACGUGGGUAAUGGAGCUGUGGUUUGGAACCCUUGGUUAAGACAGACUAGAUGCAUCGAGCCCGAGGUUAACCAACCUAGUUUGGAUUUUGUUGGCAUAGGUUAUGAUAAUAAUAAGAGAGUUGAGGAAAUUGUUUACAAGACCCUUUCGGUUUAUAUGAAGGACUUAGGCUCUAGCGAUACGUGGAAAAUCCAUGACUUUGCCUCCGAUACGUGGAAAGAUGAAGAUUUAGACGAAGCAAAAUAUAGUGUUACCAUUAAAUAUAACUUAACAAGUGUUGUAUCGUUGAAUGGAACUUUGUAUUGGGUUGCUUAUAAUGAUGACAAGACUCAUGAUACUGAUCCCUUCUUGUUCUAUUUACUUAGCUUCAAUUUUUCGAGCGAAGAAUUCUUGAAGUUUUGUGAUCUACCAAGUGGGAAGAACAAUGCUUGCGAUGCUCUUGUCGUAAGGGUUUUUAGGGAAGAUCGUUUUUCGUUGUUGAAGCAGUGCCAUGUAACAAAGAAGAUAAAGAUUUGGGUGACCAAGAACAAGAUUGAUAAUCAGUACGGUGGGGAUGUGAAAUGGAUGAGUUUCAUGGAGGUGUCAAUUCCUAACAUGCCGGAUUUAGUACAAACCAAAUUCUACUAUCAGCCAAGUUACUUCAUUGACGAUAAAAGGCUCGUCAUUUGUUCUUGUGAUGAAACUGGUCAGGCAUGGAUCUAUGUUUUGGGGGAAGAGAAGUUGAUCAAUAAAGUUCGCUUGGAUUCUGUGGCCGAUCCUUGGCCUUUGCAUUGUACCUUUUUUCCCAAUUUGGUCCUAAUUCCUGGAGGUCAAAGAGAAGAAGCAGAAUCACUAGUUCAAUUUCCUUACUUUGUGUUUCUUUUUUGGUUUUCUUCUACAAUUUUUUCCCUUAUCUUUUUUCGUUUUUGGUUUAAUUUAUAAGGAAGUUCUAAACCCUUAGCCUAUAAUCUCUCUUGGCCUCGGAUCCGGCUUUAGUUCUUUAUUUGGUUGUUUCGGAAGCUAAAACUUCGUUUACGUUUUCUUUUGGCAAAAUAAAUUAUUUUUGAUAGUUUAAAACAUACUAGAUUGAAACAUGUUUAUUGGACUCAGUUUAACUCUACUUCAACACAAGUAAACCAUAAUUAAUAAAGAAGGAUCAACUUAAAUAAUUUGUAUGAGAAGAAGUUACAACCGCAUUGUAUUCUCGACAAGAUUCGGAACAGCCCAUAUAAGAAGAAGAUGUUUACGUUCACGCUCUAUA
Messenger RNA from Arabidopsis lyrata subsp. lyrata, 2059 nucleotides. RefSeq names its product putative F-box/kelch-repeat protein At1g32430. Gene Ontology annotation, molecular function: protein binding. The record is from RefSeq and is a predicted model, not a curated record. The coding region runs from base 523 to 1740 and encodes 405 amino acids. The transcript has a single exon. Lineage: Eukaryota; Viridiplantae; Streptophyta; Magnoliopsida; Brassicales; Brassicaceae.